CUAAACUAUGAAGACAAAGCCAUGUUUAGUGAAAAUAGCAAAAGACUAAGUGAUUACAAGAACAUGUGGAGAAAAAAACAAAAAUAUAUAUUAAGUGCUCUAGUUGUAGUUGUUUUAUGUAACUUUUUCGGUAUAGGUGAUUACUUAUUCGCUAGGACUUUUGAUGAUUUUGAUUAUCCAUUAAAUGUGAAGUUGGAGCCGAUCAUAGAAGAAGUUUUGUCAGGUUCCGAGCCAUCAGUGAAACCCAUAAACUUUUACCCAUAUAGGUUUUUAACUAAUUCUGGAAAAUGUAAUACCAUAGAAAAACUAGACUUGUUCAUUGUCAUAAAAUCAGCUAUGAAAAACUUCUCCAAAAGAGACGCUAUACGAAAGACAUACGGACAGGAUAAUGUAGUUCCUGGUAGAAUAGUGAAAUCCCUGUUUUUCCUAGGUACAGAUGGAAAUCCAAAAUCAGAAACACAAAAAUCAAUACAAAAGGAAAUGGAACUAUAUAAAGAUAUUAUACAAAUAGGUUUUCGUGAUAAUUACUACAAUAACACAAUAAAAACAAUGAUGUCAUUCCGUUGGGUGUAUGAGCAUUGUUCAACCGCUGAUUUUUAUUUAUUCACCGAUGAUGACAUGUAUAUAUCUGUUAACAACGUUUUAAAUUAUGUUCAAGAACAAAGUGAAAAGUCGAGCAAGAAAGAUACAGUAAAAGAUAAGAUAGACAAGGACAAACAUAUGUUAGUAGGAUAUGUAUUUAAAUCCACACCGCAAAGGUUUAAAACUAGUAAAUGGUGGGUGUCAUUAGAUGAAUACCCUUGGGACAGAUGGCCACCAUAUGUAACAGCGGGAGCGUACAUAGUUUCCAACCAAUCGAUGAAAGUUAUAUAUGUAGGUAGUUUCUUUGUGAAACAUUUUAGGUUUGAUGAUGUAUACUUAGGUAUUGUCGCUAAGAAGGUUGGCAUUGUGCCUAUACAUUGUCCGGGAAUUUAUUUUUAUAAGAAGCAGUAUACUAGAGAAGGAUAUAAGGAGGUGAUAGCAUCUCAUGGCUACGGAGAUCAUGAUGAGUUGAUCAAAGUUUGGAACGAGCAACAAGGUUUUAAUAGUCUUGUAGGUUAAACUUUUCAGAAUAUUAAUGGAUUUUUUCUCGCAUAAAGGUAACAUUACAGUUAUUGC
Hyposmocoma kahamanoa is the source of this 1158-nucleotide messenger RNA. RefSeq names its product beta-1,3-galactosyltransferase brn. The record is from RefSeq and is a predicted model, not a curated record. NCBI's taxonomy places the organism in Eukaryota, Metazoa, Arthropoda, Insecta, Lepidoptera, Cosmopterigidae. Gene Ontology annotation, cellular component: membrane. The transcript has a single exon. Gene Ontology annotation, molecular function: UDP-glycosyltransferase activity; hexosyltransferase activity. Bases 22 to 1101 code for a protein of 359 amino acids.